CCAUGACUCCUACGUGACUUUACCCCUUGUAGAGAUGGCUAGAGCUAAUGAUGUAGUACUCCUUGGGAUGCUUAGACACAUGACACAUAUCCUCCAACCCCUUGAAGUGAAAGUGAAUGGUCCCUUGAAGUCCAGGUUCAGCACCCUCGCUACUGACCUUGGUUUUGCCAACCCAGAUUUGACGAUAGGAAAGGCAGACUUUCCAGUGGUACUGCGCCACACAUUAGAGAAGUCCGAACCUGCCUCGGUAAAGGAGGCGUUUGUUGCUACUGGGAUUGUCCCGUACAAUCCCGAAGCGAUUGACAAGUCCCAGUGGAUACCUGCCACCUUUACCAAGAAAAAGGAACAUAGAGGGCCAAGUCAAAAUCCCAACGCAUGAAGGAGUAUAGAGUAAGAAAGAAAGAAAAAUUGGGUGAAAAAUGGCUAAAACGAGAACGGUUAAGAGUGAAGACCUAUUAUAUUCCGACAGAGCAGCUGAGUGAUGAGGAGAAAUUUAAGAGGUGCGAGAAAAACAAAAAGUGUGCUCAUACUUUUUAUAAUAAACAAAAAAAAUACACACAAAAAUGAUGGUAGCGCCAGACUAAUAAAUGAUUUGGCACAAUCACUUAAGUAUAGCUGAACACAAAAUUAGUUGCAGCUGUGACAGUGAUGACAAUGGAGUAUGACACGACACUUACAGUGAAAAUGUCAUUCCCAGCACAUGAAGGAAAGAAAGGAAAAUUUCAUGAGCAUUGAAAAUUACAUAGAUUAGACAGAUUUGUCAUCCUUGCAAUACUGGAAUAAUUCUAUCUUUGAUUUGGUUAGCAGACUUCAAGGCUUAUAUGGUUGUACAGCUACAUUGUAUUGUUCUGAAAGUGGACAUGGAAUAAGUGUGUGUAAUGGUGUUGGCGGUACUACCACAAGAAACCCAGACAUGGCUGUGAAACAUCACAAGGCAGUCAUACAAGACACAAAUGACUUCCACUCAUGAGCCAUAACUUUACAGUGUGAAAUAAAAUAUCACAUGAUCACUCCAGAUCAAUAUAAGUAUUACAGUGUGUAGUUACUAGUUCUGUUCAAUGUUCCAGACAGUAAUGUUUCUAUAGACGUUCAAUUUUAAUAUGCUUUAUACCAUGUUAACAGUUAAUUAUUUUUUAGACAUUGUUUAACGAUAAAUGUCAUAUAACAUUGUAUCAGACAAGGUAAAAAUGUAGGGAUAAUACACGUUUUUUUGUGUAUUAAC
Molecule: messenger RNA, 1222 nt
Organism: Mercenaria mercenaria
Lineage: Eukaryota; Metazoa; Mollusca; Bivalvia; Venerida; Veneridae
Exons: 3
Coding region: 35-379 (114 amino acids)
Source: RefSeq, a predicted model, not a curated record